AUGAGAACCAGGCCAUACUGGUACCUUGCAGUGGUUGCUGUCACAGGUGGGCUGCUAGGCGUCGACAUGGCCAGCGGCUAUUUGGAGGAGCUGUCCAACGCUCUGCCAGAGUUGGUGGUUUGUACCAACCUCCAGGGCUUUGUUUUGGUGGGCACGAUGAUGUUUUCUGAGUCUGCUGGCGCCGCCAUGGUGACCAUGCUCGCCCACAUGAUUGUAACAAAAGGGUUUGUCGUUGUUAUUACUAUUCCGACUGCGCCCUUCAUGCCGGGAGCCGUGUACUCCAAUGCCUACUUCUUAAUGUACAUCUUCUUUGUCUUCUUCCUCAAGGUGGGUGCCGAGCGACAUGCUCGACAUCUGGUCAAGAUCGAGUUCCAGUCAAAGUUUGCGCUGCCAGACGGGGCCGAGCGCGUCCCAAAGUUGUGGGCGCGCACCGUGCUGCGCGGCUGCCCGGUGCUCUUGCUUGUCACCGACAUCCUGUUUCUGGCAGUCUAUUUGAUGUCACGGGGAGAGUAUGGCAAAACGAUUACAAUCCUCUAUUUCAUUACCGCUCUUGGAAUGCUCCUGGGCUGUUGUUCACAGUACAAAUCUGGGACGACAGUGGAGUGA
This is a messenger RNA of Symbiodinium sp. CCMP2592, 606 nucleotides long. NCBI's taxonomy places the organism in Eukaryota, Dinophyceae, Suessiales, Symbiodiniaceae. The record is from the annotation of a GenBank genome assembly.